Molecule: messenger RNA, 759 nt
Organism: Thecamonas trahens ATCC 50062
Lineage: Eukaryota; Apusomonadida; Apusomonadidae
Exons: 2
Coding region: 1-759 (252 amino acids)
Source: RefSeq, a predicted model, not a curated record
AUGCCCUCGGCAGGGCCCAAGGCGGUGGUCUUUGCCCAGGCGGCUCUGGCGGCCGUCGUGGCCUCGCUUGUUGACGGCCUCGUCUGCUUUGCUGCCGCCAGCGAUCCGAGCUCAGACUCGGCUCCGAGCACCAUCCAGCCACGCCAUAUCGAGGACUACGUGGCGAAUGUGGUGACGGCAGCGCGGCUUCGAGCGUGGCUGGAGGUCAAUGCGGAGAGCUCGGGCGCGGUAGCGGUGCCGAUGGCGUACAAGGGCUCACAGACUCGGAUCGCCUCAUUUUGUGGCGUGGCUGAGGCCGAGGUUCUUGACUGGACAGGCUUGGUUCGCGAAGCACUGUGCUUUGGCUGGAUCGACUCGACAACUCGCAAGCUGGAUCCGGGCGUCCUGCGGUGCGUCGACCUGCAUCCGCGCAAGCCGGGCUCGGGUUGGUCGGCGCUCAACAAGCGGACCAUUGCUGAGCUCGAGGCAUCGGGGCGCAUGACUGCCCGCGGUGCUUCCGUCAUUGCUGCCGCCAAGGCUGACGGUUCGUGGGCGCGGCUAGACAACAUCGAAGCCCUGGUCGUGCCUGCCGACCUGCAGGCCGCGCUCGAAGCCGCCGGUCCGCUCGCAGUAGAGACUUGGCAGGCGCACCCCAAGUCGGUGAUCAAGGGAUCGCUCAGCAAGGUGUACUUGUGCAAGCGUCCCGCCACCCGGCGCAAAUGGAUCGCCACCAUUGUUGCCGACGCCGCCGUUGGCAAGCGACCAGGCUUUUUCUCGUAG